Molecule: messenger RNA, 624 nt
Organism: Gastrolobium bilobum
Lineage: Eukaryota; Viridiplantae; Streptophyta; Magnoliopsida; Fabales; Fabaceae
Product: protein SHI RELATED SEQUENCE 3-like
Exons: 2
Coding region: 1-624 (207 amino acids)
Biological process (GO): positive regulation of DNA-templated transcription
Cellular component (GO): nucleus
Molecular function (GO): DNA-binding transcription factor activity; DNA binding
Source: RefSeq, a predicted model, not a curated record
AUGCAAGGCCAAGAAGUAGUAGUAAGGGGUCCAAAGUGCCAAGACUGUGGGAACCAAGCCAAGAAGGAUUGUUCAUACUUUAGGUGCAGAACUUGCUGCAAGAACAAAGGGUUUCAGUGCCAAACACAUAUCAAGAGCACUUGGAUGCCUGUGGAUAGGAGGCGACAGAGUGAGGAACAGCCAUGUCCCACUACUAAUCCACCUGACUUUCAGCCCAACCAGAACCCAUAUUCAGGUUUAGAGCAGUUCAAAUUUCCAGCUACUGUGAACUCGACGGCGAUAUUUCGGUGCAUUCAAGUUCAUUCUAUGGAUGAUGCGAUUAAUGAAGUCGCGUAUCAAACAUCUGUCAACAUUGGAGGACAUGUAUUUACUGGUCUUCUUUUUAAUCAAGGCCCUGAUCGAAGCUUCUAUGCUAGGGGUGACAGUUCCACAGGCCUUGUUGAUCAGCAACAGAAUCUCAAUCAUAUCGAUGCUCCUUCAGUCCACACUAAUGAUGGUGCAACUAUGGCUCCACUAUCUGCCUCUGCUACUCAUGAUGACCCUUUUUUAUCUCCACCACUGUAUCCGUUUCCCCUUCCUCCCUUAAGGCCGGGUAUGCCAUAUUUCUCAAUACCAAGACCUUAG